Cephus cinctus (wheat stem sawfly) is the source of this 3803-nucleotide messenger RNA. RefSeq names its product haloacid dehalogenase-like hydrolase domain-containing 5. Lineage: Eukaryota; Metazoa; Arthropoda; Insecta; Hymenoptera; Cephidae. The transcript is spliced from 4 exons. The record is from RefSeq and is a predicted model, not a curated record. Bases 335 to 1522 code for a protein of 395 amino acids. Gene Ontology annotation, biological process: glycerophospholipid biosynthetic process. Gene Ontology annotation, cellular component: mitochondrion.
AACAAAACUAAAUAACUGAAGAUACACAAAUCAAACGUCAUUUGACAGUUGAUUAAAGAAUUAAUAAUUGGAAUCUAAUUUCACUAUCAUAUUCGCCCACAUUCGCAUCUUAUUUCGAAGGGACAAAUAGGCAUCAAAUUGUGGUUAAUCUGUAAAUGGGAAAACGCUAUUAUCAGUGCCAUCUGGCGGGGCGGUCGCGAAAACCACAAUCAAACAGUUUCUAUAGACAUUGUAUUGUGGUUGUGCCAGCUUUAACCCGCAAACGUAACAUUAUGCACGAGUCGCGAGUUAAAUUGUGAAUUUGAAUAUACAUUAUUUAAUAACCCUCGUGAAAAUGGCAAUCAUGAAAAUAUUAUUGCGGCCUGACAUCAAGAAAUUCUCCGGAGCCAGACAAUUAAGUUCUAAGCCAAAGUUUGGAUUACUUUUUGACAUUGACGGAGUGAUAGUGCGCGGGAAGAGAUUGCUACCACCAGUUCCAGAAGCUUUUAAAAGACUACAGGGUGACAAUGGAAAAUUUAGAGUACCAACUGUAUUCGUGACUAACAGUGGUAGUGCACUGCGUAGCGAAAAGGCUGCAGAUUUAUCCAAAUGGAUAGGAUUUGAAGUAUCCGAAGAUCAGGUGAUAAUGGCUCAUUCUCCAUUACAGAUGUUUAAACAGUUUCAUAAUAGACAGUUUCUUAUAUCUGGGCAAGGACCAGUUAGAGAAAUAGCAAAAGAGCUUGGUUUUAAGAAAACCACGACAAUGGAGGAACUCGUGCAAAAUUUUCCUUCUCUAGAUUACAUAAAUGUGACAAAAAGGAACCCUAGGUGUGGUCCAGUAGAUCCAAGCUUCCCUCAGAUAGAAGGUAUCGUACUAUUCAGUGAGCCAAUAAAUUGGGAAACAUCGUUACAAUUGAUGGUGGAUUUACUGAUGACAAAUGGAAUGCCAUCCGCAUUACCAAGUUUAAUACCUCAACCUCACAUUCCUGUCAUCGCUUGCAAUAUGGAUUUACUGUGGGUGUCUGAAGCUCCUAUUCCUAGAUAUGGCCAUGGUGCUUAUUUAUUCUGCCUGGAAAAUCUGUAUAAGAAGGUUACCAGCAAAAAUAUGAUAUAUACUGCCCUUGUUGGCAAACCCAGUGAAAUAACAUAUCACCAUGCCAAUAGAAUGCUCCUUCAACAUGCUAAAUCGAUCGGGAUUAAUGAAAAUAUUAAUACUAUCUACGCAAUCGGUGACAACAUCAAUACUGACGUGUUUGGAGCAAAUCUAUAUGAUAAAUAUCUAUCAAGCCACUAUUCUCUAAAAGAUAGUAAGACAAGACGUCCUGUCCCUUUUGUGGAUACGCAAAAUGGUACUCCCAGAGCAAAAGCUUGUAUAAGUAUUCUAGUAGAAACUGGUGUACAUAAACGAGAUGCAGAAUUCAAUCCAGAUCACAGUGCACGAGAUUUUUUACCAAUCGAUGAAGCAUUGUGUAAACCGGCUUUUAUUGUAAAGGACGUCAGCUAUGCUAUUGAUCUUGCUUUCAAGGAAGAAGCGUUUGAUUGACUUGCCUAAUGUAAAAUAUAUUAUUUCACGAUUAUAAUAAUCGAUACUGAUUUAGAUAGAUACUAGACAAAGAGUAUUACAUUAUGUAGAAAUAUUUCUUUGUUUCUCCCGCCGUGGUUACUCGUUCACACUAUCGACUGUAAGUCAAUCGCUGAUAGUGCAUAUAUGCUUAUUGAGAUGAUUUGCAUAUUUGAACAUAAUGCAGUAUGUAAAGUUCACAUCUCAUGGCGUAGACACAUUUUUUUCACUAUUCCUCAUGAUAGUACAAUUAAUGGACCACCAUAUGUAGAAACAAUUAAGAAGUCAACGAAUUCGUAAUUAGUUGUGUAUAAAAUUGGAAAACAAGGCUAGUUUUGUUGAGCCAUAUCUGGUCUAGAGAAACCUACAACUUGUAUAGUUUUUACGGGGUGAUACAAGAAAAAAAUGACAAAGAUUUAUUUAAAUGUCCUUGUUAAUCAUUCGAUAGUUAAAAAUUGUUUUCAUAUAUGCAGCAUGUUUUGAAAAUAGAAUUGAGAAAUGGAAGAUUUGAGAUAUGAUGCGAUUUAUGAUAAAGAGAAAGAAAUUUUGAAAAUCUUUAUUUUAUUUAUAAUGUGAUUCGAUGAAUCCGUAAUCUGAUAAAGUGUUAAUAGUAAAGAUCAAAUUGAAAGCAAAAGGAUUUUUAUAGUCAGUAGACACUGGUCAUACAAACUUGGGAUGUAACUGAUAAAAGUAUAAAAUGAUGCUCGUCAAUUUUGUUUUUUAAUUAUAGACCUGAGUAUAUGUACGGUGUACUAUGUAAUAUAUGUAUAAAUAGAUAGAUAGAUAGACGAUAACAAUGCAAAUAGAAAUUAUAUUAUACAAUACCGUUCGAUUGUUUAUUUUGUGUAGAAUAUUGUAAAGUAGGCGCCAAAAAGCGCAAUAUCUUUGCGAAUUUUUAUAACUUCGAACUGGAAACUCUUAAGCCUUAAAAGAAGCAAAAUAGUUAAAAUGUGGAAAUAAACUUCGUACUUUUUUAAAUCUUUUGUUUGGCUAGAAUUGAUUUUUUCUCAAGGUCCUAGGUAGUAUAUUUGACAAUUAGUAAUUUCUACCAAUAUUGACAAGUGCGACAAAAGGUUCAAGGUUUUCGGAGAUGCUGAUUGUUAUUUUAAUAAAUAUAACAUUUUCAAAAUGUCUUAACCUUUGGUCAUCGUUGUAGCAUGCGAACAUUGUCGUCGCUCCCAAAUUUAAGAUAAAUAAAAUAACGAACCAAAAAGAAAUUUCGUAAGUACACGACGGUCUUUUUUUCCACUAAAAACUGCAAUACUGUUUGAACAAAUUUUUGCCAACAUUUUAGUGUAACCUUUUUCAAACUGUAUUUCAUAAUCAAACUCUUGCUUACAUUUUUUUUAAUUAGGGUUCGUAUAAUGGUGCUCUUAGAUAAUAUUUCAGAGGCUACGCCACUGUCUACAUAACGUUUAUUCAGCCGACUACUUAGGGCACAUAGAGCCAGACUUUCCUUAUAACACAAGUAGAAAUGAAAUACGUUUUAUCCCCACUAUUAAGUAUUUUUUAGUCUUAUGUUUUUCUGACGUAUUUUCAAGAUUCUAUUAAUAUUUCUCCAUUGCCAUGAUUUUUGGACGUAAUUAAUUUUACCAAUGUAGCAGUUCAACUUUAUUUCACGUGACAUCGUUACUGCUGUAUUAUUUUUUGUAUAUUCAUAUUUACAAGACUAUUAUAUUCUGUUAUACUAAAGCACGAUUGAAGAAGACUAUUGGUUCACUGAGAUGCUGAAAGGAAAAAUAUAAGUGCUCUCCCCAGGAUCUUGAAUCUUUUCGUACGCUCUAGGAAUUUAAAAUUGUACAGGAGUAUAGAGAUAGAACUAUAUUUAUACAAGAGACAAUAAAAAAUAUAUAUUUUAUUAUUAACACAUCUUAAGCGGGUGUUUUCUCGCCAAAUUUUCACCAUAGAGCGCGCGACUAUCGUCCCAAAUUCUAAGAAUCGGCAGGUAUCUAAAUAAUAAUUACUCCCCUAAAGCCCGUAUUUACAUGUUUCCCGCACCCUACCGAUAAUACGCAGAAAACGACUUUUCUCGGCUUCCGCGCUUUAAUAAUAAUAUGCACGAAACGAGUUUAAACGUUUUCCACUUAAGAUGUGUUAAAUACCGCAUAAUAUAAAGGUCAACAAGCUGUAUGUACAAGCACAGUAAUAGUGCAUUGCGUUUUUCCAUUUUGCGAGGACCGUAGUAUGUAUAGUUUAUGGAAGUCAAGAUAUAUAACGUUGAUAGUAAAAAAGCAAUAAAAAUGUACGUUAUACAAACCAUUAA